AUGCUUAAUUUUACGGAUGUUACAGAAUUUGUUCUUUUAGGGUUAACUAGUCACUCUGAACUACAACUCCUCUUCUUUGUGGUCUUCUUACUGGUCUACAUCAUCACUCUGCUUGGGAAUAUUGGUAUGAUCAUAUUAAUCCAGAUCAGUCCUCAGCUCAGCAGUCCCAUGUACUUUUUCCUGGGACACCUCUCUUUUGCAGAUGUGUGUUUCUCUUCUAAUGUCACCCCUAAAAUGUUGGAAAAUUUGGUCUCUGAGAUCAAAACCAUCUCCUAUGCUGGAUGCAUAGUGCAAUGCUUUUUCUUUAUUGGCUUUGUCCAUGUCGAAGUGUUCAUCUUGGCUGUCAUGGCCUUCGACCGCUACAUGGCCAUUGGCAACCCUCUGCUCUACGGCAGCCGAAUGUCAAGAACUGUCUGCAUCUGCCUGAUUUCUUUCCCUUAUGUGUAUGGCUUCUUCAUCAGCUUGAUCUCAACACUGUGGACCCAUGGCUUAUACUUCUGUGGAAACAUAGAGAUCAACCACUUCUACUGUGCAGAUCCACCUCUCAUUAAGAUAGCCUGCGCUGGCACCGCCAUUAAAGAAUACACCAUGCGCACCUUGGCAGGGCUCAACUUCUCGUACUCCUUAUUGGUCAUCAUUGUGUCCUACAUAUUCAUCCUCAUUGCCAUCCUCAGAAUGCGCUCUGCGGAGGGAAGAAAGAAAGCCUUUUCCACGUGCGGGUCUCACUUGACAGCCGUCACCAUAUUCUAUGGGACGCUGUUCUUCAUGUACCUCAGGACCCCAACGGAGGAGUCUGUGGAGCAGGGCAAGAUGGUGGCCGUGUUCUACACCACGGUGAUUCCUAUGCUGAACCCCAUGAUCUAUAGCCUGAGGAACAAGGACGUGAAGGAGGCUGCUCAGAAAGCGGUCAGCAGAAUAGUUGUGACGAGGUAG
This is a messenger RNA of Octodon degus (degu), 933 nucleotides long. Its product is annotated as olfactory receptor 5M3-like. The record is from RefSeq and is a predicted model, not a curated record. The transcript has a single exon. Bases 1 to 933 code for a protein of 310 amino acids. Lineage: Eukaryota; Metazoa; Chordata; Mammalia; Rodentia; Octodontidae. Gene Ontology annotation, biological process: G protein-coupled receptor signaling pathway; sensory perception of smell. Gene Ontology annotation, cellular component: membrane. Gene Ontology annotation, molecular function: olfactory receptor activity; odorant binding; G protein-coupled receptor activity.